Lactuca sativa (garden lettuce) is the source of this 1276-nucleotide messenger RNA. RefSeq names its product serine/threonine-protein phosphatase PP2A catalytic subunit. Lineage: Eukaryota; Viridiplantae; Streptophyta; Magnoliopsida; Asterales; Asteraceae. The record is from RefSeq and is a predicted model, not a curated record. Gene Ontology annotation, molecular function: protein serine/threonine phosphatase activity.
CGCCGAUUAACGAGGGUUUCAUUCUUGUUCAUGUUUAUUUCUGAUUGUGUAUUCAAUUGGGAAGCAUUUUGAUCGAUAGAACCAUCGAUUGAAUUCGAAACCCUAUGUGAUUAUAUGUAUAAACACACAUAAUAUUUAUAUAAGAAGAUGAGUGUGGAUCUGGCUUCGAACACCCAUGGGAACCUGGACGAGCAGAUAUCACAGCUCAUGCAGUGCAAGCCCUUAACCGAGCCUGAGGUUAAGACCUUAUGUGAGAAGGCGAAAGAGAUACUAAUGGCUGAAAGCAAUGUUCAGCCAGUAAAAAGCCCUGUGACUAUCUGUGGUGACAUUCACGGGCAGUUUCAUGAUCUUGCUGAACUUUUUCGCAUAGGAGGAAAGUGCCCAGAUACAAAUUACUUGUUUAUGGGAGAUUAUGUUGAUCGAGGAUAUUACUCUGUCGAAACUGUCACACUGUUGGUGGCUCUGAAAGUACGUUACCCUCAACGCAUCACAAUUUUAAGAGGAAACCAUGAAAGUCGUCAGAUCACUCAAGUCUAUGGGUUUUAUGACGAAUGCCUUCGAAAGUAUGGGAGUGCUAAUGUUUGGAAGACUUUUACAGAUCUGUUUGAUUACUUCCCAUUAACAGCAUUGGUUGAAUCAGAAAUAUUCUGUCUUCAUGGUGGUUUGUCGCCUUCAAUUGAAACACUUGAUAGUAUAAGAAAUUUUGAUCGUGUACAAGAGGUCCCACAUGAAGGUCCGAUGUGUGAUCUUUUAUGGUCCGACCCGGAUGACAGAUGCGGGUGGGGAAUUUCGCCCCGUGGAGCCGGAUACACUUUUGGCCAGGAUAUUUCUGAGCAAUUUAAUCAUGCAAACGGCUUGAAGCUUAUUGCUAGAGCUCAUCAGCUGGUCAUGGAGGGAUUCAACUGGGGACAUGAGCAAAAGGUUGUGACUAUAUUUAGUGCACCGAAUUAUUGCUAUCGAUGUGGGAAUAUGGCGUCUAUUUUGGAAGUGGAUGAUUGCAAGGGUCACACGUUUAUCCAGUUUGAUCCUGCUCCAAGGAGAGGAGAACCAGAUGUAACAAGACGAACACCAGAUUAUUUCCUGUGAGCUUCUGUACCUGAUUCAUGGUCAUUUGCUUUUUUUUUUUUUUUAUGGGUUUUGUGAGAGUGAUUUAUUUAGUCAUGGGUUGAUCAAAGUUUGAUUAGUUGAAUCUUUACAUAAAGUUAAAUAUUUGUAUUAUUAAUUUAAGCAAUUGCCCUUGAGAAGAAAAGUCAUCUAUUUUGUUUCUUAGUAUUAA